Molecule: messenger RNA, 1230 nt
Organism: Babesia sp. Xinjiang
Lineage: Eukaryota; Apicomplexa; Aconoidasida; Piroplasmida; Babesiidae
Product: Ubiquitin fusion degradation protein 1 -like protein
Exons: 9
Coding region: 1-1230 (409 amino acids)
Cellular component (GO): VCP-NPL4-UFD1 AAA ATPase complex
Molecular function (GO): polyubiquitin modification-dependent protein binding
Source: RefSeq, a predicted model, not a curated record
AUGGCAGCUUGGAACUCCGACCAUUUCGACUCACCUAUAUUUCGGCCUAGUGGUUAUUUCCACAACUUGCCGUUUGUCGUUAGAUAUCGCUGCUACCCAGUUUCAUUUAUAGGGAAGGAAGCUAUGGAAUGCGGUAACAAGAUAUCUAUGCCACCUAGCGCUCUGAACGAGUUAGCAUCUCGUAAUAUCUCUUGGCCGAUGAUAUUCUACCUACGUAAUGAAGAAUCAGGACUCUCCACCCAUGCGGGUGUCCUGGAAUUUGUUUCUGAUAGUGGAAUGUGUCAUAUUCCGUAUUGGAUGAUGAAACAACUUCAAUUGAAGGAAGGUGACUACUUGACCAUCAGGAACGUACGCCUUCCCAAGGCUAACUGGGUAAAGUUCAGGCCGUUAAGUGAUAAUUAUUGGGAUAUAUCAAAUCCCAAGGCAGUCCUCGAAACUGCAUUGCGAAACUUCGCGGCUUUGUCGGUGGGGGAUAAAAUCCCUAUCCAUUAUCUAAGCAACGUUUACGAGUUGUAUGUCAUGGACUUGCGUCCUUCGGAUGCAUGUUGUAUUAUUGAGACGGAUAUGGAGGUCGAAUUUGCGGAACCCAAGAAGAAGAAACCGCAACCAUUGCCUACAGUUUCUGGAAAGCGUCUCGAUGGAAAAAUGCCUGUUGUGCGUCAGAAAGAGGUUGACGCAGUGAAACCAUGGCUACGUAGGUUGCGUCAUGGUAUCCGGACUACUUGCGAUGAGUUCCAAAGGAUGGUUCGUCUGGGCAGCGUAGUACCAUGUUCACCUAAGCCAAUGUCUGACGACCGGGCGUGUUCUCCACAACUGUCGGAAUUUUACAGUUGUUUGGGAUCCUCUGGCCGCGACAUAUCGCAAUGUAGCCGCGAGCUUGGCGCGCUACGUCAGUGUAGCGACGGGGACAAAACAAAUAACUAUUGUGUUAAUGAGAUAAUGCGCCUUCUACGGUGUACAGCUGAGCCUGAUUCUACGGGAUGUGCGAAAGAGUUUAUAACCUUUCGGGAGUGUAAUCGCCCUGGUGGUCCCGAGAUCAUGAUAAAGGACAACAUGUACACGAUAAAUAGGGAUCACUUACAGAAGUACAACGUGACCUCCGACGUAGUGGCCCCGGUAACCGCCCCUUGGCGUGAGGGACGGGCGAUAAGCCGUGCCUUGGAUCGACUCCGUACAGCCUGCGGUUUCAAGAACUUCGAGGAAAAUUUCACUCCAAAGGUUAAGAUUUAA